Molecule: messenger RNA, 466 nt
Organism: Vanessa tameamea
Lineage: Eukaryota; Metazoa; Arthropoda; Insecta; Lepidoptera; Nymphalidae
Exons: 3
Coding region: 65-451 (128 amino acids)
Source: RefSeq, a predicted model, not a curated record
UAAAAUAUAUGGCCACGACCUAAAAAUUAAAGUUAAAUAUUUCCAAAUUAUAAGUUUAUUUACCAUGUCCGAAGAUCGUCUUAUAACACAAAUGGUCAUACCCGUUUCUAAAGAGACAUAUUUUAAUACAAAUUGGAAAAGUAAUAGGGAACGCCUUUGUGCCUACGACAUGCUUUACCACCCUCCCGAUUAUAACCCCAAGUCUGCGAGAUCUGAUCGACAAGAACCAAAAAUUAUACGCCGUAAUAUGUGGGAACAAGAACAGCAUAAAGGCAUUGCUUCUACAACUCACUUUCAACUCGGCAGACCAAAGUGGAAACCAUUUGAUUUGCCUACAAAAGAAUUUGUUAAAGCACAAGUCAAGAACGAGAAUGCCCAUAUGCGAAUAGGUGGCGUAUUGGAAUGGACUGUUCUCCUCAAUGAAGGCAAACCAAGUUUAUGCAACCAGUAACUCAAUCAUCAACAA